GCCCCUCCCCCCAGCUAUGAAUGUUGAGCUAGCUACCUCACCCCAGGCCAUCAGCCCAUCGCCACAGCAGUGCCACAUGUGCUCAUCUCAUCAUUCAUACGACACGCCACACAGUCAAGGGACUUAUAAGCCACUCAAUCAGCCGCCAAUCAAUCAAUAUACUAAACCCUAACCAACCACCAUGUCAGUGAAUCAGGUCCCCUCUUUUAAGGCUGGAAAAUGGCCCGAAAAUGUGGGCAUUGUGGCCUUAGACAUCUACUUUCCCUCCACCUGUGUCAAUCAGACGGCCCUCGAGACCCACGACGGUGCCUCAGGCGGCAAGUACACCAUUGGACUCGGUCAACUGAAUAUGGGGUUCUGUAGCGAUUGUGAGGACAUUAAUUCGUUGUGUUUGAGUGUCGUUCAAUCACUCAUGGACAAGACUGGAGUCUCCUAUUCAGACAUUGGGCGCCUUGAGGUUGGCACGGAAACCAUCCUCGAUAAGAGCAAGAGCACCAAGACUGUCCUCAUGCAGUUGUUUGCUGCCUCCGGUAACUCGGCCGUGGAAGGUAUUGACACAACGAAUGCUUGUUAUGGAGGCACCCAGGCUCUCUUUAAUGCUGUCUCCUGGGUUGAGAGCAGCUCCUGGGACGGUCGUUUUGCUCUAGUGGUGGCUGGAGACAUUGCAGUGUAUGCGUCUGGUCCUGCUAGGCCUACUGGAGGGGCCGGGGCCGUUGCCAUGCUCGUCGGACCCAAUGCUCCCCUUGUUCUGGAGAGAGGUCUCAGAGGAGUGCAUAUGGAGCACGUGUACGAUUUCUACAAGCCCAACCUCGAGUCAGAAUAUGCAGUGGUGGAUGGGAAACUCUCCAUACAAUGCUACCUCACAGCUCUGGACAAGUGCUACCAGCUUUACUCACAGAGAGCAUCAACAAACGACAAAACAUUCACUCUUGAUGAUGGCGACUUCUUCAUCUUCCACUCUCCGUUCACUAAAUUGGUCAUCAAAAGUUUGGCAAGACUGAAGCUCAACGAUUUCCUUCGCUCUCCCUCCCCGGAAGCCACGGGAUGUUACGCUGGACUGGAGAGCGUGGUUGGACGCUCACUAGAGUCCACUGUGGGUGAUCGUGAUGUCGAGAAGCUGAUGCUUAAGAACAGCAACGUGGAGUGCCAGGCCAAGACAGAGCCCUCGUUGCUACUGGGGCGUGAGGUGGGGAACAUGUACACUGCCUCUCUCUAUGGUGGACUGGUCUCUCUACUAGCAAGUGCAAAGAGAGAUGCUCUGGUUGAUAAGAGAGUGGUCCUAUUCUCUUAUGGUUCUGGCCUGGCCUCAUCCAUGUACUCCCUCAAAGUGACCUCUAACCUCGAGGAUCUAUUUCGUCUAAUGGCCCCUGUAGCUGACGUCCCUCAAAGACUAAGCAAUCGAGAGGUCGUGGAGCCAGCCAAAUUUGAGGCCAUCAUGAAACUGCGAGAAGACACUCACCAUCUUGCCCCCUAUACACCCGUGGGUGAUAAUAGCAAGCUCUUCCCUGGCACGUAUUAUCUAGCCUCUGUGGACGACAAGUAUCGAAGAGUGUACAAGCGAGUUGCCCCUAGCAACGGCGGAGCAGUUGGGAGCGGACUAAAGUCAACACUAGCUCAAAUAGUUAGUCUUAGCAACGGAACAGAUUAACUAUUGACUUUUAUAUACUUAACACAUUAUUUAUUGUUUUUUAUGACAAAAUACAAUAAUUAUUAAAUUAAUAUCGACGAAUAA
This is a messenger RNA of Halichondria panicea, 1732 nucleotides long. Its product is annotated as hydroxymethylglutaryl-CoA synthase 1-like. Gene Ontology annotation, biological process: acetyl-CoA metabolic process. Gene Ontology annotation, molecular function: hydroxymethylglutaryl-CoA synthase activity. The transcript has 4 exons. The record is from RefSeq and is a predicted model, not a curated record. Lineage: Eukaryota; Metazoa; Porifera; Demospongiae; Suberitida; Halichondriidae. Bases 182 to 1648 code for a protein of 488 amino acids.